AAGCAAACCUCUGCAACGGCCUCGGCGUGUGACGUCCUCACCACCGCGACGAUUGCUGGAACGAGGGUCAUGCUGUACACCCAGAAAGACUACCCACUCGGGGAGGCGCUGGUGGCGGAGGCGAAGGCAAAGGCGCUCUUCCUUUGGGCCACCGACAACAACCGCACGUUUCGCGUCGGGCCCAUUUCCACCGACGCUGCUGGAAAUACUCCGCUCUCCAGCGCCCUGCUGUACUCGAACGACAAACUGCACUUUUUGCAGGAGAGGGGCAACAGGACGACCGCGGGCCUGUUUUUGUCCCCCCUGACGGAGGAGCUGGGGACAAUCACGUCCGUCUUGGGCACUUGGGCAAAGCUGGACUCCGCCUUCUCCGAGUCGUCUGUGCCCACGGCCGGCCUGGUUGGAUUCCUGUCCAAUGCGUCGAGUGAUGCAGCGUGGGACGACGCGUACCGCUGCCUGAACGCAGUUGUGACGAAUGGAAAGAAGGUCGACAAUGGCUUUGAGUUCACUGGACCCGAGUCCUACGCCUUUUGGCCCGUGAACAUGUGGGACUAUGGUCACGUGUACGGCUUUGUGAAUUACGCGUUCACGCUUGUGGCGACGGUGACCAUCCAUCAGGCUCCGAAAGGGAGCGCGCCUCUGCUGGGUGCGAGUCUGGAGGACUAUGGCAGCACGAAGUUCGUGGGGCUGGCGUACACUGCGGAGAUGAAGUGGGAGACGGUCUUAAACGGCACGGCAACCGCACCCAACAGCAAUUGGGAGCUGGGGAAGGAGUACCAAGUGGCGCUUGUGCUGCAGGGCAGCAGGGGCUCCGUGUACGUGGACGGCGAGCUCGUGGGGAGCUCCGACGCGCUGCCAACACCCGAGGCACGGAAUUACGAAAUCUCGUACUUGUACUUUGGAGACGAAGCUGGCGGCACGGACAGAGGCGGUGGCAGUGUGACGGUGACGAACGUCUUUUUGUACAACCGCCCGCUGAGCGAAGCGGAGCUCGCAGCGCCUGCGAAGGGCCCCGCCGCCUCUGCAGGGCAGCAGCGAGGCACCCCGUCACCUUCCGGGGGCUCCGGUAACUCCAACGCGGCCGAAGAGUCCAAAGAGGAGGUGGAUGCGCACGGGGCGGCCAGUGGCAGUGAGGAGUCGGCGCCGUCAUCGUCCCCAGAGCAGGGUGCGGGCACUGGACGUGAAGGAACUGGGACUGGGCAGGCCGUCGGUGCGGAGCCCUCUGGGCAGCAACGAGGGUCCUCGCCUCCCGCAGACGAUGCAGUCACGGCGGGCCCGGUGGGUGACGCGUCUGUGCAGAGUGGGCCCAUGGAUGACGGCCAGGCGCAGCAGACCCCUCCGUCGCACGCGCCAGAGAACGUUGGCGGCGUGCCGUCUGCUUCUGCCGCGCCCACCAGCGAGACGCCAAACGCUGCCGCCAAGGAAAAUGGCGCAGACCCCCAAACUGCGGCGGGCUCGGACGGCGGCCACGAGACACCCAGCAACGCCGCCACGGCACCCAGCAACGCCGUCACGGCACCCAGCAACGCCGUCACGGCACCCAGCAACGCCGCCACGGCACCCAGCAACGCCGCCACGGCACCCAGCAACGCCGUCACGGCACCCAGCAACGCCGCCGCGGCACCCAGCAACGCCGCCACGGCACCCAGCAACGCCGCC
This is a messenger RNA of Trypanosoma conorhini, 1659 nucleotides long. RefSeq names its product group II trans-sialidase superfamily. Lineage: Eukaryota; Euglenozoa; Kinetoplastea; Trypanosomatida; Trypanosomatidae. The record is from RefSeq and is a predicted model, not a curated record. Gene Ontology annotation, molecular function: exo-alpha-sialidase activity. The transcript has a single exon. The annotation marks the transcript as partial.